CGCACAUUAGGUAACCACCUUCUCUUUUAAUCUUUUUAUUCAAAACGCGCGCGCUCCGUCUCUUUCGACUGUUAUUAUUCCUUAUUGACGUAUACAUUCUCAAAGCUGUUGUAAAAUCAGCCCAAAAGAUCGAUUUUUCGCUCUUCCUUUCUGAAGAAUCUGCGACGAUCCGAUUUCAGGGGGAGGCCGAGCAUCGGAUCCGAUUCUUCAGGUUCAUCUUAUGAUGUGAUGGGACCUGGUUAAGAAGCGGUUGUUAGCUGGCAUUAUUGUCCUAAGGCAGUUAGAGCACUGAAAUGGAAGGUUCAUUUGUGAAUUUGAAUGAAGAUUUCCACGAGAAGGAACUUAUGAUGCUUAGCUCAGAAGAAGGCACCAGAGUUGCAGAUGACAAUGGCAUAGUGUUUUCUGCAUCAAAGCUCAAAAUGGUCCUAGAUAAGAUAAUACAAGAGCGAUCAAUAACCCCAGAUAUCAAGAAUCAAAGACACCUUCAAGAAUGCCUUCAAACCCCAUGUGGCAAGGAACAUAGGAUACCAAAGUAUGUAAGUCUCGAUGAGAAUCUUCUGCAACGUUGCUUGGAUCUGGUAGAAGCAGGAGCUUCUGACUCUCUAAGUAUAAUUUGUAGAGCAACAACCGCAUUUGGUGUGCCUGCAAACCUCAGGUCCUCAAAGAUGGAGGUUCUUUGUGACAGCUUGAAACCAUGUAGAAGGAAAACAACUAGUACAGGUGAUCAGGGUAAUUAUUUUGUUGGAUGUACACGUGCAGCUUGUCCCAGGAAUGAGAUUACUAGCCCUAUUGGACCAUUGAUUUUUGAUACAGCUGAAGGGAAAUACAAGGUGAGGAAUCUUUUGAAGAGCCCAUUAUUUUUCCAUUUACCUGAUCUGGAUAGUAAUAUGAACUUAGGAAGAAUGAAAUCAGUUCGCAUUAAAGAUACAAAAUACCCAGAGUCGAUUAGCUUUGCUUCUGAUCUAAGUAUUCCUUCCCCACAGAAGCCAUUAAUUAAAAAUUUAUCUGUUGUGAAACAAAGAUAUGGGUCGAAGAUUACCGACAAAAUUCCAGUUCCAUGCUCAAGUACAAACUCAACAUCUUCACGUCAGUCCACUUCUUCUGCAUGUGUUGCUACUUCCAAGGGAGUGAUUCAUUGUGUAUGGAAAAGUGGAACUCCUUAUUUUGUGUUCUCUUUGGAUGAUCAAGGGGAAGUCUACAUAGCAAACCCAUAUAACAUAGAGUGUUCGGAUGAUAAGACUCUGGAUUAUAUCUAUGAGUUCCAUUCACAAAUAGAUGAUAAAAAAGAACAAGGGGGUCGGGGAAAUAAUGUGUCAGGUCUCGUUGGUAAAAUGAAGGUAUCAAGUUCCCUAAUACUCACUUCAACCGACCUAAAACUCAGGGAAACAGAGUUUGUUUUGUUUGGUGCUGGUGGAGAACUUCUUGGGGACAUGCAAAGUUCAACUCCUCGUAGGAAGAAUAAGCGGUUAUCGAAGAAGGUGGCAGAUAUAUUUAGGACAAACUCAUGCAAGCAUAAAUUCACCACCCAAUUUGGUAAUCCAAGUUCCAUAUUUGAUGAAUUUUCUCAGGAACCACAAGUAGAUAUGUUGUGUAUGCUCAAUGAAUUGGAUAAAGAUAACCUUCUGUUAAUUGAUCCCACACCCAAUCUUGAAUUGGCUGCCAUUGUUGUGAAAGAUCAUCACCAUGAUGACAGUCAGGAAACAGGAGUUGGAGGUUGGGGCUUGAAUUUUCUCAAAAAAGUUGGAGUUCAGUGCGGUAAUGGGUCUCUACAGUCCUCUUCCGAAAGUUGUGAAGGUAGUUGUUUGAGAAACGAAAAUGAGGGUCUCAUGAGUAUGGACGUUCUAGUGCCAGCAGCGUUUCAUGGUGGCCCAAGAAGCAAAAUUGGUGGCCCAUCAAGUCUUACUCAGAGAUGGAGGUCUGGUGGACACUGUGACUGUGGUGGAUGGGAUAUCGGCUGCCCUCUCACAGUACUCAAUACAAAAUCAAGAAAAGCAGAAAGUCCAUCCGAAAUAGAUGCACAAGAGGACUGCAGAUCGUUUGAUCUAUUCAUAGAGGGUGCAAAGCAAGGUGUACCUGCCCUGACAAUGGUGAAUGUACAUGAAGGCCUGUAUUAUAUUCACUUCCAAUCAACUCUGUCAGCUUUGCAGUCUUUUUCAAUAGGAGUGGCGAUUAUCCAUGCACAAACUCCAUCUCUUCGUUCAAAAUCAUGGAGGGGUUGACGCUGUAUUUAUCAAGGAUUGGCUUUAUGCAACAUUGACGGAUUCCUUCUACAAGUGCGGUAAGAAUGGUGGCUUACAUGUAUAUCAGUUCAGGCAGACUGAAACUUAUUACGAAGUAGCUAACACACGGACUUGAUACCCUGACUCACUUCCCUUUGUGAGGCUUUGUACCAACUCGGCUUUGAGGAGUUUUCCAGUAUGGUGAUUCAGGUUAGCUAGAGACUAGAGUUAUUGAAUGCUGCCAGCAAGGUUUUGCACCUUUUUUCUUCUUUUUAUUAGUUUCCUUUUUGUAUAUUUAAGAAUGUGUAGUGGAUCGUCUUUUGCAAUUGUAAUUCUUUCUCGUAAUUCAGGGUUUUUUUUUUUCCCGCCCCA
This is a messenger RNA of Magnolia sinica, 2591 nucleotides long. RefSeq lists its product as uncharacterized. Bases 294 to 2219 code for a protein of 641 amino acids. The record is from RefSeq and is a predicted model, not a curated record. Lineage: Eukaryota; Viridiplantae; Streptophyta; Magnoliopsida; Magnoliales; Magnoliaceae. The transcript has 4 exons.